This is a messenger RNA of Prunus armeniaca (apricot), 513 nucleotides long. Lineage: Eukaryota; Viridiplantae; Streptophyta; Magnoliopsida; Rosales; Rosaceae. The record is from the annotation of a GenBank genome assembly.
AUGGCUGUUCGUUCUGUGCUUGGAAAGCUGGGUAGGAGUAGAUUUAUUCACAACAAUGAAAGACUUACCAUGGCUGGGAGUUCUCCUACUGUUUGUUCCUCUCCUCAUCAUCCUUUUGAUUAUUAUGGCGUCGUCCAUGAUCAAAACAAAGCGGAUCAAGAAAGAAACCCUUUUCUUCAUAAGCCAGUUUAUUCUCAUUUGGAUUUUGGAGGACUAGAACCUGCUCGUUUCGCCACCGAAGAGUUGAGGAAGAAAAGGAAUAUCCAAUUGCAGUCUGUGAGAGUGCUGAGCGUGGUAGCGAGGAAAGAUUCUGAGUCACCACGAUAUAUCUCUUCCUAUGAUCUAUCGUUGGAGGGAGAUGAUGCCGGUGUUAUGAGAUAUUUCCAAGUAGAAGUUUCAGUUAAUUCCAGCAAUGGCAUGUGGCUUGACAGCAGGUUUUAUUGGAUCACCAACGCAAAUUACGCAAGGAGACCAGAGGGUAACAUGCGUGACUACUUCAAGGGGGAAAACUAG